AUGUAAUAACAGCAAGAUAAAUAAUUCAAAACAGUUAAAGUAAAAUCUAAUUUUCAUUAAUUUCAAUUAUUACCUAAUAGAUAAAUUCACAGAUAUAAAAUAGAAUUGACUAGCUAUUCUGAUAUUAAUGCAUAAAAUGCAAUUACAACAUAUCGAGAAAAACUAACAUAAUGUUUAAUAACAUUUUAUUGUAUUAAUUUUAAUAUUUAUUCACCAACAAAAAUUGCAACAUAAGUAUUAGGAGGAUUGAAUGAAGGUGAAGAAAUUUAAAAUGUAGUAACAUUAAAAUUUAUUGAAUCUAUAGAAAGUGGAGCAAAGCUUUAAUAAAUAUUAUCAAGAAUUGUAAAGUAAAUUAUUAGCACACAAUAAGGAAUGGUUUAAAUUGGUAAAGAUAAAUUAUUUUGGCCAAAAAAAUCUCAUUCAUUUCAUGAACAUAAAUUUGAGAUUUGGGAGGGAGUACAAAUAGUAUAAAAACAAUUUGGAGUUGUAAUUGAUUGUGCUUAUAAAAUAUUGAGAUAAAAUACAUUACUUGAUGAUCUUUUAAUAACAAAAGAAGUAGAUCGUUAUGAAGGAAUGAUAGUGAUGACUAAAUAUAAUCAAAAAUUUUAUAAGGUUGAUCUUAUUGAAACUGGAAUGUCUCCUAAAGAUUUAUUUAUCACAGAAAAUGGAUAAGAAACUACCUUUAAAGAAUACUAUAAAUUAAGAUACAAUAUAAAAUUAACUGAUAAAUAACCAUUAAUAAAAACUAUGUUAAAACUUAAAGGAAAAUAAGAAGAAAAAGUUAUUUAUCUGAUUCCAGAAUUAUGUUAAUUAACUGGUUUAAAUGAAACUGUUAAAAAUGUAUAGAUUUUUAAAUCAAUUAUAGAAUUUCUCAGUAAUGAGGGAAGUAGCUAAAAUAACAAAACCAAAUGCCUAUGAUAGAAUUGAUUUAUCUGAAAAAUUUGCUAAAUAAAUGAAUUCUACAGUUAAAAAAGGGUCGAAUGCAAAUUUAUUAGAUACAUGGGGUUUGAAAUUGAAUAAUGUAUCCAUGAAUGUUGAAGCUAAAACUGUUCGUCCUGGUACAUUAAUGAUGGGUAAUGAAGAAAUUGAUUUAUCUUCAUCAAAUCUAAAUUUAGAUUAAUAAACACAGAAGAAAAUGUAUUAAAUGCCAGAGAAGAAGUUAGUAUGGGUGUUGAUUCAUUAUUAUAAAGAAAAAGGAUAGGAAGCAAAAAAAUUAUUGUUAGAAAAUAUGAAAUAAGCCAUAUCUGAAUAUUAAUUUUAUGGGUUUUAUUCUUAGCCAAUAGUAAAAUAAUUAUAAGAAGAAAGAGAAAAAACAUUAAUGUAAUUAUGUGAUGAUGUAAAUAAAGAAUGUGAAUAAAAAUAAUAAAAAAUAGAAUUCAUAAUCUUUUUAUUACCAGGAUAAAAGAGGAAUAGUCGUUUAUAUAGAUGUGCUAAAUAUAUAUCAUUAUAAAAAAUUGGUUGUCCAAGUUAAGUUGUUUUAGAAGAUACUUUAUCUAAAAAUACAAGAUCAAUAAUUAAUAAAAUCAUGGUCUAAAUUUGUGCUAAAUUGGGAGGUGUUCCAUGGGCAAUUGAUAAAUUACCAAAAAUCUUUUAAUAAUAACAUACAAUGAUUUGUGCAGCUGAAUGUUAUGAUAGAUUACAUCAAAUUAAACAUUUAGCCUUUUGUUCAACUUUUGAUAAAAAUAUGACAAAAUAUCAUAGUCAAAUAUAAAAAGGGGCUGAUUACAAAGGAGACAAUUUAAAGAAGUGUUUAAUAACUGCCAUGGAAAUUUACAAAGAAAAAAAUAUGGUUUUUCCACAAAUAAUAGUAAUUUAUAGAGAUGGUGUUUCAGAUGGACAAAUACCUGUUGUUCUUGGAGAUGAAUUUCCUUAAUAUGAUUAAGCAAUCAAAUAGAUAAAUCCUUAAAGUAAAUUAGUACUUGUUAUUUGUAAUAAAAGAGUAGCUGGAAAAUUCUAUUAAGCUGGACAUAGACCUGAUAAUCCAGCAUCAGGAACUAUUGUUGAUAGUAAGGAAAUUUGUGAAGGAUAACAACCCAAUUUUUAUUUAAUUUCUUAAAUUACAAGAUAAGGAACCUCUUAACCUACAUUAUAUAAAAUAUUACAUUCAGACUUACCUAAUAUUGAAGAUGAUAUCAAAGUUCUUACAUAUAAAUUAUGUUGGUUGUAUUAUAAUUUUGCAGGUCCAAUAAAGAUUCCAGCUCCUGUUAGAUAUGCUCAUAGUUUGAGUGAAUUUAUUGGGACUAGGUAUUAAAGAAAUGAUAAAGACCCUUUCAUUCCUAUAGAAGAAUUAGUUAAGAAAGGAGUAUUAUUUUACAUUUGA
Molecule: messenger RNA, 2320 nt
Organism: Paramecium pentaurelia
Lineage: Eukaryota; Ciliophora; Oligohymenophorea; Peniculida; Parameciidae
Source: the annotation of a GenBank genome assembly